AAAGGUGUCACAUGACCUGUCAAGUAGGAAGUGUCUCGUUGAGCCAGCGAAGCCUCAGCAGCCUCGAGCACCAACCCUCUAGACUAGACGACGAUCCCGAGAAAUAUCACCGCCGACUCAUUCUCGACACGUAUCUUGCCGCUCGUUUGUAUUCGUCCACCGCAACCAUGAACGCGAAGGUGUAUUUGGUCGUCGCUGCAGCUCUGGCUUUCAUUGGCCCGUGUGUCGCGUCAGACGCAGAUGGGUGCCUCGACCUCCAGUGUGCUGCUUGUGAUGCUGCAAAUGACUGUCAGUGGCUCAACUGCCCAUCAUCCCCCGUUGUUGCCAGUUGCUACAACGUGACACUCCUGGAGGCAAACAACACCUGUAGCAACACCAGCUGCUCCGCUGGUCCGAGCUCAACCACCCAGAUUGCCACAACUGUUGCCCCUCCCACUACUCCAAAUCCCUCCACCUCUGUUGUCACUACCUUUAGUAGCAGCAGCAGCAGCACAGCAGGCAAUUCAACCAACACCACCACCUCCAUUGCGCCGACACCCGCCCUCAACGUCACCACGGUCGCCACCACCACCGCCACCACCACCACCACCACCACUGCUGCGUCCACAAAUUCAAGCGGGUCCACCACAACAGGCACCCCGGCCCCGCCCACGUCCUCCACGGCCCCUCACAGGAACUCCACCUUCGACGCGGCCAGCUUCAUCGGCGGCAUCGUGCUGGUGCUGGGCCUGCAGGCAGUCAUCUUCUUCCUCUACAAGUUCUGCAAGUCCAAAGAACGCAACUACCACACCCUUUGAGGCCGUACGGCGCGCGAUCAGGUCCACUUCUCUCAGAAUGAUCCCCACGCACCAAAACACUCCCGUCCGCCUCCCUCUGACUCCAACAGUGUUUCCGAGCGCCUUUGAAAUCAGUAAUUCCCUCAAAUCGCAAAUGUUACAUGAAGCCUCCUCGUAGAAUCGAGGAAACACCGUUGGAGUCGUUUAAUGUGACGACCGCGAAGGUCCGGUUUAGCUUUUUAGCCUGUUCAAUCGUUUGUCUGUCCCUUCUCCCAAAUGCCGUUUUAUCUUAUAUAUGUUGCUCAUCGUUUAUAUAUGAGGUUAUGAUUCGACCCCCGCGGUUAGCAAAGCUAUUUGUCAGGCCCGGUGGCCCCGAUUUGGGCAAAGAUCACCCAAAAUGAGUCUUAAAGAUGACAGCUGCCUUCAUGUGCGGUCGCAUGCAAUAAAACAUCAAGUCCAUCUCCCGUCCAUCGUCCCCUUCGGAUGCCACCAGCUGUGCAGCGCUUGCGCUGGUGGUCUUCAAAAUUGAAAGAUUGUACAGUAUUUUUAGGAAUGUAGAGAAUUAGUUUCAUAAGGAGUUGGGAAAAUAAGCGGCGAGCACUUUUCCUCGUUUUCGGACGCUAACACAGUAGGUGUCAAGUGCCUUUAAAUGUCCGGUGUGGUUUGAGCAGGAAAUUUGAGGUAAGGACGAUUGUAUUUCCGGCUGCUUGAGUGUAGCGAUGUGCAGGACUGAAGAGCCUUAGAAGAAAACAGUAGAAGUCAGAUUUAACCCCGUCCCCCCCCCCCACACCAACACUCAAAGUAGAUGACAAGUUUUUGGAUGGAAAUGUUGACAAAUGACUAAAUGUCUGGUCAGCCGUGUGCUGCUAUCUGUGAUUUUUUUUGCUUGCUGGCAUUUAGUCGUCUUGUCCUUGAUUAGGUUUUUGUCAAGUUCAGGGAAGUCUUAAUGAAGGAAUGUCCAUCUGCUGGUUUUAUGCUUUUGUCACAGAAUUUUUUAUUUUUUUGCAUGCUGGAUGCUUAUUUACUCUGUUACAAUUAAUGCCAAAAUGAUUCCCACCCUGGCCAAAGUUUUAUUUGCUCGGUGUGGGUAUUUACUUUGACUGGAAAUAACAAUUUGAGUCACUUAAGUUGUCAGGGAUAGUGAUUUCAAAAUGUUGACCUUUUUUUUUUUUUUUUUUCCGUCCUGAAAAACCACUUUAAGUCGUGAAGAAAAUGCCUUGAAAACACGUGAGCCAUGUUCGCCAAUUUAUUUUGGCAAUCAAGCUUCAGCGUUGCACUGACGAGCUUCGUUUGUCCGGUUCUGAAACCGAAUUGAACGCUUGUGUGUUAUUCGGCCUCGCAUUAUCAAAUCUAAACUCGCCUUGGUCGUACUUUCGCCAAAGAUGCACAUUCAGUUUUUGCCUUAGCCUCGCCCUAUUUUUGCCCCCGUUUCCCGAAAUACUUGAGAGUUAAGUGUCCACCAGCGCCGCUGCAUCAUCGGGCCCAAAUUCCUAAAAGACGAGCGUCACAUGCUCAUUGUUGCAACGUGCGUUCAUUGUAUCGCCUGCUUCUUACUCACUCCCCUGCACAUCUUCAGGAAAAGUGCCUUAUUCAGUUCUGCAAAAAAAACAAAAAAAACUUCAUGCUUGUUAAUAGAAAUACUUAUCAGCACUUUCAGACCCAUUUAGAUAUUUUUGCUCGUCCUGAUUUAAAGCCUUCUUUCCAAGCUGGCCAGUAGGUUAUAAAAAAACAAAACAUUUCACUCCUGUUUAUUUCUCGGUGAAAAAAAAAAAA
Molecule: messenger RNA, 2549 nt
Organism: Syngnathus acus (greater pipefish)
Lineage: Eukaryota; Metazoa; Chordata; Actinopteri; Syngnathiformes; Syngnathidae
Gene: cd164
Product: CD164 molecule, sialomucin
Exons: 6
Coding region: 12-797 (261 amino acids)
Cellular component (GO): cytoplasmic vesicle
Source: RefSeq, a predicted model, not a curated record